Hyla sarda is the source of this 2878-nucleotide messenger RNA. It is a transcript of the gene APLP1, whose product is annotated as amyloid beta precursor like protein 1. NCBI's taxonomy places the organism in Eukaryota, Metazoa, Chordata, Amphibia, Anura, Hylidae. Gene Ontology annotation, molecular function: alpha-2B adrenergic receptor binding; transition metal ion binding; alpha-2A adrenergic receptor binding. The transcript has 17 exons. Gene Ontology annotation, cellular component: Golgi apparatus; plasma membrane. The record is from RefSeq and is a predicted model, not a curated record. Gene Ontology annotation, biological process: axonogenesis; central nervous system development. The coding region runs from base 189 to 2096 and encodes 635 amino acids.
GGGAUCCUCUUUGUAUUACAGAACGAGGCUCCAGACAAGAUACCCAACAUCUGGGUGACAUGCACUGAGCACUGACAGGAGACGCAGCACCCACCGCAGCCCCGGGGCCACACAUCUGUCCGCACAGCAGCAGGCAUCACCUCCGGGGGGAACCACACCAGACGGGCAGGACGGGCCAUCCCUACAGAAUGAAGAGUGCCUGGCUGUGCUUGAGCUGCGUCCUGGUCUUGGGCGUCCAGAGCAUCGCAGCAUGGCGACCACAGUUGGCGCUGUUCUGUGGCCGGGUGCCUCUCCACAUGGACCUGAUGAGGGGCGAGUGGGUGUCCGACCCCCGCAGAGUCCCCAGCUGCCCGGGGAGCAAUGAGGAAAUCCUACAGUACUGCAGACAGAUGUACCCCGAGUUGCAGAUAACGGGGGUGACUGAAGCCGCUCAGCCGGUGACCGUGACCAACUGGUGUCAGAAGCAAAAACCUGAAUGCAAGCGUCGCCUCCAUAUUGUGGUGCCGUAUCUGUGCCUGGUGAAUGAGUUCGUCAGUGACGCUUUGCUGGUCCCAGAUAAAUGUCGCUUCCUGCACCGCGAGCAGAUGGACGUGUGUGAGAGCUACCAGCACUGGCAUGAGACGGCCCGCACGGCCUGCGCAGCUGAGGACCUGGACCUGCACAGUUACGGGAUGCUGCUGCCCUGCCAUCCGGAGAGGUUCCGGGGAGUGGAGUAUGUCUGCUGCCCAACCCGUACACCCCACCAGGUGGAGCCCACACGGGGCCAACCCGUCACCGAGCUAGAGCCACAGGACCUGGACAGAGGGGACGAUGUUGAGAUUGAAGAUGAUAACGUUGAUAUAAUUGAUGAUGGCGGAGAGGACGUGGCCGGGGCCACCGAGGACCAGCACCCCCCAAUAUGGGACGAUUACUUUGUGGGAAACGGAGAAGAGGAGGAGACGACCAGCAGUGCCCCCACACUGCCACCAGAGGUCAAAGUUUCUCGCCCCACGGAUGGCGUGGAUAUCUACUUCGAGUCACCGCGGGAUGGAUCUGAACACGCCAACUUCCUGCGAGCAAAAAUGGAGCUGGAGGAGAGACGUAUGAAGCAGAUCAAUGAGGUUAUGAAGGAAUGGGCGGAGGCCGAUAACCAGGCCAAGAACCUUCCCAAAUCUGACCGCCAGGCUCUAAAUGAGCACUUUCAGUCCAUCCUGCAGACCCUGGAGAGUCAGAUCUCAGCUCAGCGCCAGCGCCUGGUGGAGACGCAUCUGGGUCGGGUGGUUGCAGCUCUUAAUGAUAACCGUAGGGCAGCGCUGGAGAACUACUUGGCGAGCGUGCAGACCACGCCCCUGGAUUCAGAGAAGGUCCUCCUGGCCCUGAAGAAAUACAUCCACGCCGAGCAGAAAGACCAGCGGCACACGGUGCGUCACUACCAGCACGUCAGCAGUGCCGAACCUGACCGAGCCGAGACCAUCCAGUUCCAGGUUCUGACGCAUCUCCGGGUCAUCGAGGAACGAGUCAACCAAUCGCUGUCCCUGUUGUACAGGAACCCGCAGCUGAUGCCGGAGCUACGCCAGCAGAUCGAGAGUUGGCUGCGCACGGAGUGGGUGGGGGCGAGCGACCUCCUGAGCUCCACACAGAAGAAGCUGAGUGACGACGGUGACUACCCCGAGAUGAGAGUGCCCCCCCAGAACUCUGCUGAGACGUCUCAGGGAGAAGACUCCGCGCAGAUAGAACGGAAAGGGUCCGCGGUCUGGGACAUGUACUCCGAUUUCCCCCCCAGUGAGCGGACUAUUACCUUCCCCGGAGAGAAGGAUAACGGGUCAGUAAAGCAAGUCCACUACCAGUCCGAGGACAUCCAGCGCGAUGAACUGGAACCAGACACCCUGGUCACGUUCAACCGCGGCGCUCUGAUCGGAUUGCUGGUGGUGGCGGUUGCCGUGGCAAUGGUUAUAAUCAUCAGCCUUCUCCUCAUCAGGCGCAAGCCCUACGGGACCAUCAGUCACGGGAUCAUAGAGGUUGAGGCUUCCAGGACCCCGGAGGACAAACACCUGAGUAAGAUGCAGAACCAAGGAUACGAGAACCCGACCUACAGAUACCUGGAGGAGAACAACUGAGCAGCGGGUCCUGAUCCAACGGGCACAGGGGAGGGGCUUAUCUUCAGGGGAGGUACAAUGAGGGGUGGGGGUGGGGCCACCAGUAUACAGGGAUAUUUACUAAGUAGGGAGCUGCUGAAGAGCCGGAUCCCCUGGAGCAAAUUGUAUAAAAGACGCAGAGUCCGAAUUCAUCGUCUCAGACCGACCACCGAAAGAAAACCGUCCGAUAACACUCCGAGCACAACAGGUUAACGUUCUCGUCUCUCUCCCCUGCAAAUGCACUUAAAUUAUUUAUGACUGAGAAGGGAAAAGAGACCGUUCAGCAUUAACCUGAUGGUGUGGGAUCUUCUCAGCUCUGACCUCCUCCCCUCCCGCAACAGUCAGAUGGACACCCCCUCCUCCUCUCUCAUGACAGUCAGAUCUCCGUCCCCCUCCCCCACGGCAACAGUCAGAUCUCCGUCCCCCACGGCAACAGCCAGAUCUCCGUCCACCUCUCCUCUCGCCACAGCCAGAUCUCCAUCCCCCUCCCCUCCCACCACAGUCAGGUCUCCGUCCCCCUCCCGCCACAGUCAGGUCUCCGUCCCCCUCCUCUCCCCUCCCACCACAGUCAGAUCUCAGUCACCCUCCCACCACAGUCAGAUCUCCAUCCCCUUCCCACCACAGUCAGAUCUCAGUCACCCUCCCACCACAGUCAGAUCUCCGUCCCCUUCCCACCACAGUCAGAUCUCAGUCACCCUCCCACCACAGUCAGGUCUCCAUCCGCCUCCUCUCCCCUCCCACCACAGUCAGAUCUCCGUCCCCCU